Messenger RNA from Labeo rohita (rohu), 5523 nucleotides. RefSeq names its product DENN/MADD domain containing 3a (gene dennd3a). The transcript is spliced from 25 exons. The record is from RefSeq and is a predicted model, not a curated record. Gene Ontology annotation, cellular component: cytoplasmic vesicle. Gene Ontology annotation, biological process: regulation of Rab protein signal transduction. Bases 348 to 4208 code for a protein of 1286 amino acids. Gene Ontology annotation, molecular function: protein binding. Lineage: Eukaryota; Metazoa; Chordata; Actinopteri; Cypriniformes; Cyprinidae.
UACAGUUGGUCAUUUUGACACCGGAGUUCCAGUUGCAGGAUUUCCAUCGUUUUACGAUUCAGUUCGCUACUGUAUCCCGCCUUUAUGAUCAUAACGAGGCGUGUUCUGUAACUUACUCUGACCUACAUCAACAGCAGCGCUUUGUUCUUUUACUUUCAUUCGUGUUUCAACACACGCUGAGUGACUGACAACACGCUAGUUAUCUUGGAGCCUCAGGACACAGACCUAGAGGAAGCUGAAGAACCACAAUGAGACUGAAGACUGAAGACUGAAGACUUUGCUGAAGACUACUAUAUGUGAGUGACUGGAAGACCAUCAACGGCCAAAGCUCAACAGAACCAGUUCUGAUGGCGGAAAAAGUCCCGUCUGGUCUGUUGGAGGCGUGUGUUGUGCUCGGAGUGUCAAACGAACGUCUGAAAGAUGUAGGCCUGCUCCUUGGUAAAGACAAAGAAUUUCUAGUGGAGGCGGAGGUACUGCAGGUUCACGCUCCACCGUUUGUGACGAAGGUGAGUUCCAGUAAUGGCACUAAACAGGAUCACGCUCCAGCCUUCAGCAGAGUCCAGCUAAGACGCUCCUUUAAGAAGAAGAGAGACCGACCGGUUUCCACCAUAAGCAAUUCCGUCCAAAGCAAUAAACCAGUGGUCGCUGUCUCGGAUGAUCUCAGCGUACCGCAAAACAUUGACCUCAUAGCCCUGCCGCAGCUCUGCUUCCCAGAUGGGUUGAGAAUAACCAAUGAAAGCAGAGAAGACUAUUUUCAUUUCCUGGUGUUCACGGAUGUGUAUGGGAACCAGACUCAUGGUGUGGUGGCUCAGUAUUGCAGACCUGCUCAUUUCCAUCAAGAUAAUGGGAUUCAUCAAAACGGUCAUCGGUUGAACAAAGUCCAGCGUGUUUUCACCACAUACAGCAUCUGUAUUAUCUCCAAAUAUGCAUAUUAUAACGCUCUCAGAGACUGUCUGUCCAGUUUCCUGGUCCAGCUGAAGACGUCCCGCAUAUGUGAGUUUGAAGAGCAGGUGAAGGAAUUUUCUGCCAAACUGGCACUGGUGCCCAUCCCGCCUCCUGGACCGCUGCAUGUGGUGUUCAAUCUAAGACCCUUUCAGAUUGAACUUCCCUCCAGACUGGAUGCGGAUCGGCCCGUCAUGGACCUCGAUCUUCACCUGCCGUUUCUGUGUUUCAAACCCAAACACAUCCUGCAGAUCAUCAGCAGUAUCCUGAUGGAGCAGAGAGUGGUGUUUCUGUCCACUGACUGGGCCAAACUCACGCUAGUCGCAGAAUGCUUCAUGAUCUUCAUUCACCCGCUGCGCUGGCAGCAUCCGUUCGUACCCGUCCUGUCUCGCCAAAUGCUGGACUUUAUCAUGGCACCCACGGCCUUCCUGAUGGGCUGCCACACGUCUUGCUUCAAGGAGGUCGCAGAGGAGUUGGGUGAUCUGGUUCUUAUAGACAUUGAUCAAGGAACAGUGUCGUCUUCAAGUUCAAACAGACUUGAUCUUCCAGAUAUGCCACUGACAGCCAGCGAUUGUUUUAUAUUUCGAGCAAAAGGGCUUCAGCUUCACUAUGAUCUGGAUGUGUGUUGCACCAGCAGCCACACUGACAUCAACGAGCUGCGCGCUCACAGGAGACAGUGGCAGCACAAAGUCAACACCGUCAUCCUCAACAUCACCAUGGAGCUCAUCGUCAACAUCUUCAGUGAAGUUUGCGACUUCCUGAACUAUGAGCAUCGUGUUUUCAACAGCGAGGAGUUCUUCAGGUACAAAGAGACGGACGAUCUUGCAUUCUACAAGAAGGUUUUAGACACUCAUAUAUUCCACUCAUUUCUACGGGAGCGGUUGAACAAAAAGAAUGACGCUUUUACUCGCAUGCAGCUGAACAUCCGCUCAGAGACUCGCAGGAUGAAAGCCAUGACAGAGUCUCCUCGUAGACCCACAAUGGAGGAGAUCAACCGUAAGUACGUCAGACCAGAGAACGGCAUGAACAGCAGGCUGGGGAUCAGUAUGCCAAACUUGGCCGACCCCCGACUGCUCACCUUCCCGGUCCGACAGACGUCAUUGAGGAUCAUGCCUUUACAGAGCAGUUCCUGGAGUCCCUCAAGGUCAAUCAAAACCUUUAAACUCCCAGAAUUCCCUCCUCCGCUCUCCUACCAAUACGUUCAAAGUUACUACAAUGAUCUCAUUGGCCUUUUGAGCAAAGCCAUCAGCACGGCAACCCCAGAUGACUCCGCCCUCCUGGCCCGAUACUAUUACCUGCGGGGACUGGUGAGCUCUGUUGCCGGAAAACGCGUUGAUGCCCUCGGAGACUUCCAGAGCUUAUAUAAGACAGACAUGGACAUCUUUCCUGCUGAGUUGCUGAACGCGCUGGUCGAGUCUCUGCAGGUGGAGGAGAGGAGGAUGGCUGAGCAACGCCCCGAUUUGAAGCGUCUGAUUAGCCGGGUGAAAAGAGAGAAUGAAUGGGAGCAGGCGCAAGCAGUGGGUGGCGGGGCGGUGAAGAGAUUUGAACUGCCAAAGAAGCACUUGCACAUGGAGGACUUUGUGCGGUGCGUUCAGGAAUCGGGCAUCGUGAAGGAUCAGGGCACCAUCAAGCGGCUGUUUGAAGCGUUCACUGUGGGUGUGGAUUCCACCUCCCAGUCUGUAUUUUACCUUGAGCUGGAGGGUCAGCAGAAGCAGGUGGAUCCAGAGACCUUCUGCUUCUUCUACAACUUCUGGAAGGAGACCGAAGCGGCAGCUCAGGACGUGGACCUCCCGGUCAUCGUGCUGGAGCACCUGGAGAAUGACGAAUGUGUCUACAAGGUCUCGUCAUCCGUGAAGACCAACCACGGCGUGGGAAAGAUCGCCAUGACUCAGCGCAGGCUCUUCCUACUAACGGAGGGCCGGCCUGGAUACGUCGAGAUUACUAAAUUCAGAGAUAUUGAGGAUGUGAAGAUAUCGUCUGCUCCUUUCCUUCUGCUGAGGAUCCCGACGCUGAAGAUCAAAACGUCCCUCAGGAAGGAGAUGUUCGAGGCCAAUUUGAAGUCGGAGUGUGACCUUUGGCACCUGAUGAUCAAAGAGUUGUGGGCCGGGAAGAAGAUGGCAGACAAUCAUAAGGACCCCCAGUUCAUGGAGCAGGCCUUGACUAACGCCCUGCUAAUGGACGCAGUGGUCAGCAGCCUCCAGUCACAGAAGGCCAUCUUCGCUGCUACCAAACUGGCCUAUUUUGACAAGAAGAAGUCUGAGGUGCCCAUGAUGGUCCCUAAAACCACAUCUGAGACCCUGAAACACAAGAUCAACCCGUCUCUGGACCAGACUCCUCAGGCGGUGGACGUCCUGCUCUACACGCCUGGUCAGCUGGGCGUUUCUGAGCUGGACGGCGGUGGGAACCCAAAGCUGUGGUGUGCUUUGAGCGACGGGAAGGUGCUGGUCUUCGACGCGGCCAGCUGGUCCAUGCAGCAGAACUCGGUUCAAGUGGGAAAGUCCCGUCUGAAUUGCAUGCUGGCAGUGAACCAGCAUCAGCUGUGGAUCGGCUCAAAGGAUUCAUUCAUUUACAUCAUAAACCCGCGGAGCGUUUCCUGCAAUAAACAACUGACGGAGCAUCGCGGUGAGGUCACCGGACUCGCCCUGGAGGAGCGAACUGACAAAUUCAGUCAGACGGUGGCGUACUCGUGCAGUGAAGAUGGCAGUGUGAUCGUGUGGGACGUUUCAUCGCUGCAAGCCAAACGACACUUCAGAGUCUCGUCUGACAGACUGCAGUCCAUCCAGAUCCAUAACGGCAUGCUGUGGUGUUGUGGGCGUGAUUGUCUGCUGGAAGUGCGCAGGAAUGGCACGGUUCAUCGUAAGGUGUCUCUUCCAGAUCACCUGCUGAGUUCACCGAGGGGUUUCAGCAGUUUCCUGCUCUUUAACGAGUCGGAGCUGUGGGGGGGUUUCGCAGACGCAGGUGAGCUGUGUGUGUGGGACUGCAAAGACCUGAACAAACGCUUCAUCAGAAUCCAUCUCCAAGACUGCGCCGGCGUCGUCUGCAUGAUCAAAGUCAAGAACCAGAUAUGGGUGGGCUGUCACGGCCGCAGCCCCGAGGGGAAAACCCGAGGGAAGAUCUACGUGGUGAACACGGAUCGACACAUGGUGGAGAAGGAGCUGAUGGCGCACGACGACAGCGUUCAGACUCUGUGUUCAGCCGAACAUCGCUACGUGCUGAGCGGAGCCGCGCGGGCCGACGGCAAAAUCGGCAUCUGGAAAGUUGAGUAGAAACCAGCAGGAGCGUGUGAUCCGUUUCAGACUUUGCAAACAGAUGCUAUGGAACAUAUUUGCUCUCAUAUCUCAAAAUAUAAGAGGAAAAUGCAUUUUGGAGCACAAAUGCACUGUGUAAAUGUAGAAUUGCAGAUGAAAAACGGGACAUUUACAGCCAAAACAUGCACAUUUUCACAUUCAUAUGCACACUGAAGUGUUAAUUCGCUUGUUACCUGAGACAAGAAGAGACUUUUACUACAUUAUGAAUUCCUCAGUGUUAUAUCAGUAUUUAUGUACCUCGUUCGUGUUGGAAUAUGAUUUAUGAUGAAGGAUUUCCUACUGAGCUCAAGUCCAAAAACAGCAAACUAAUGGAGAUGAAUCGUGCCAGUGUAAAUGUUUAUUAGUGCUCAGUAAAAGAACGUCCUGUUGUAAGAUGUUUUUACUGCGCUUAAGGCCAGUUCGCUUCACCUAGCACUCCAGUUUAUGAAGUACAUGUAUUUUAUACAUGUGAAAACUCACAUCUGACACAUUUAAUGAAUUUGUAAAGGGAUAAUUGUUUGAUUAUUUGAUCAUCUUUGAAUAAUGAACACCGGGUGGCAUUUUAGAAGUGUGAAAAUGCACUUUACCGUCCAACACUACUUGUCUUUUUAUAACAAUAGUAGUUCAGGAUGCACACAUUGUGCGUGAAAGAACAUUAAGCCUCACUGAAGAGUCAGAAUUUUCAAUGCCAUUUAACAUAAUGAUGCAAAAACUAUCUGCAUGCAUAUGUUUCAUAUAGAGAGCGUUUGUAAAUAGUUUAUAUCUGCAUUUAUCUAUGCAAAACUCAUUUUUAAUGGCCAUAAUGGUUUAUACUGAAGCGUUUUACUUCUGCAUUUGUUUAUAAAUGUCAUUUUGAAGACUGGGGAGUAGAUGAUCAUUUUAGAUUUAAUUAACAAAAGCUUGUGUAUUUAUUGUAUAAAUAUACAUAAAAUUCUCGACUUAAAUGUUGUAAUUGUUCUUUGAUUCACCACCAGAGGGCAGCAGAGUCAUUCUCUUUCUUGUCUUUACAGCUUCUCAUCCUUGAUACUUCAUUCUCUCAGAUUGACUCAAUAAAAUACUAAUUAGUGCACAUUAUAUGGGUUAUUUUACAGAGUUGGUGCAAACUGUUGUCCAAAAAAAACAUUUAAAAAGCAUGUAAGUAUUCAAAUCUUAGAUGUUUACUAAGAUCCUUUUAUUAUCUAUUGAAACCCACAAUAAUAUUUAAAAUAUUAGUAAGCUUAAUAUAUUUAAAAUCAUUUAGUGGAUACUUUAAUUAGGAGGUGGGUCUCCCGAACCCUAAACCCUAAAUUUAAAA